AUGGAUCACCUGACUGCGCUCUUCCAAGAGAUGUGGCUUCAAGAUGAAGUCCCGCAAGAUUUCAAAGACGCAACAAUCGUGCAUCUCUACAAGCGCAAAGGGAAUCGCCAAGUCUGCGACAAUCACUGCGGCAUCUCCUUGCUGAACAUUGCCGGGAAGAUCUUCGCUCGCAUCCUGCUCAACCGCCUCAAUAACCAUGUGGAACAGGGCCUUCUGCCGGAAAGCCAAUGCGGCUUCCGUCGUCAUCGUGGGACCACGGAUAUGAUCUUCGCCGCCCGUCAACUUCAGGAGAAGUGUCAGGAGAUGCGGACCCACCUGUACUCUACCUUCGUGGACCUGACGAAAGCCUUCGACACGGUGAAUCGUGAAGGACUGUGGAAGAUCAUGCAGAACUUCGGCUCUCCGGAGCGAUUCACUCAGAUGGUGCGUCAGCUGCACGGCGGUAUGAUGGCGCUAGUCACGGACAACGGAGCCGUCUCAGAGGCAUUAGCAGUGACCAAUGGAGUGAAGCAGGACUGCGUUCUGGCGCCUAUCCUCUUCACUCUUAUCUUCUCUGCCAUGUUGAUGGACGCCAACCGCGACGAACGCCACGGGAUCCGCAUCGCCUACAGGACGGACAGUCACCUCCUGAAUCAACGACGGAUGCACUUCCAAUCGCGCUUAUCCACAACCACCGUUCACGAACUCCUCUUCGCUGACGACUGCGCCCUGAACACCACCUCGGAAGAGGAGAUGCAACGGAGCAUGGACCUGUUCUCCGCCGCCUGCGAGAACUUCGGUCUGGUCAUCAACACACAGAAGACGGUGCUGAUGCACCAACCGCCACCCAACUCAGCCACAGCCCCCAACGCGCCGCCGCAAAUCAGCGUGAAUGGAACCCAACUGCAGGUGGUGGAGAACUUCCCGUACCUGGGCAGUACUCUCUCCCGCAACACCAAGAUCGACGACGAAGUCGCCAACAGGAUCUCGAUAGCCAGUCAAGCCUACGGUCAUCUCCAAAACACAGUUUGGAAUCGCCACGGUCUUCAACUGAGCACGAAGCUGAAGAUGUACAGGGCCGUCAUCCUGCCGACACUACUGUAUAUAGCGGAGAGUGGGACGGUGUACACGAGGCAGGCACGCCGUCUGAACCACUUCCACCUCAGUUGUCUCCGUCUCAUCCUGAGGCUGAACUGGCAGGAUCGAAUCCCCGACACUGAUGUGCUGGAACGGACGGGAAUCCUCAGCAUCUACGCCAUACUGAGGCAAAUGCAGCUGCGAUGA
Spirometra erinaceieuropaei is the source of this 1263-nucleotide messenger RNA. The record is from the annotation of a GenBank genome assembly. Lineage: Eukaryota; Metazoa; Platyhelminthes; Cestoda; Diphyllobothriidea; Diphyllobothriidae.